GGGGGCGAGUUUGGCAACUACGCACCGCAUCUCAUACCGCACAUCCUCAAGGUGCUAAACCAGGACAGCGGCUCAAGAGAGGUGCUGAUGAAGCUGUUUGGUGCACUACAGAGUUUUGGCAGCAAUCUAGAGGACUACGUUUCGCUGCUGGUGCCGCCCAUCUGUGCGCAGUUUGAGACAUCAACACGGAAGGACGUUGAAGUUCGCAUUGCCGCACUGCGGACAAUUGAAGUGCUUUGCGAUGAUUUAGAGCUGAAGGAUCACAGUACGCGCAUAGUGCAUGCUAUUGUCCGGACCAUUGAUAAUAAUCCACAUGAUAAGCGGCUCGUCAACGCGGCCAUGGACACGCUGAUCAAGUAUACCUUUCAACUGGGCAUGCAUUACCGCAUCUACAUUCCCAUUGUGGACAGCGUUCUCGCGAAGCACCGCCUGAGCUUUGUGUACUACGAACAGGUGGUGCAGAAUAUCAAAUCGGGUCAGUUCACGGAGGAGCAGGACGUGAACAAUCUGACGAGUGGUGUGGCGGCGGAGAACAGCCGGCGGCGAUUCAAUGCCCGCCGAGCGCGUGAGCUCGUCCAUCAGAACCAGCAGCAGUCGCCCUCGGGGGACAUUGCAAAGAAUCGCACUGCCAAUAAUACCCUGGACGAUAUUCGCCUCGGCUGGGUCGACUAUCCGCGGCGAAUCAGCACUGAGGACUGGCUCGAGUGGCUGCGCAAGUUCAACCUGGACCUGAUCAACAACUCGCCCGCCUUUUCCCUGCGCGCCUGCUACCACAUUGCCCAGACGUGCAACACCGUGGCGAGGGACCUCUUCAAUCCCGCCUUUCUCACCCACUGGAAUGACCUAAACACCGAAAAGCAGAAGGAUUUUAUCGAGUCCUUUCAAGACGUCCUCAAGCAACAGGAGAUUCCCGAGGUGACGGGCAUCCUCCUCAACCUGGCCGAGUUUCUCGAGCACAUUGACGUGCAGAAUGGCAAUCCGCUCUUUGACGCGGAGGUGCUCGGCGAGCGGGCGCUGAAGUGUCGUGCCUAUGCGAAAGCACUGCACUACAAGGAGAAGGAGUUCAGUCUGAAGAAGGAGAGCGGCACUCCGGUGGGCCCCGACGUGCUCGGCUCGCUCAUUACCAUCAACAACAAACUGCAGCAGGCGCAGGCGGCCUACGGCGUGCUCACCUACGCCAUGCGCUCCUAUGAGGCCGGACAGCUGCAGCUGAAGGAGCGGUGGUUCGAGAAGCUGAACAACUUCGAGUCGGCCUUCUUCGCCCACCGGCUGAAGUUUGACCAGAACAACAACGACAUGGAGGCGGUGCUGGGGCAGAUGCGCUGUCUGGAGGUGCUCUCCGAGUGGGACCGCCUCUACGGGCUGGUCAACGACUACUACAGCCACGCGGAGGCGGACCGGGAGCGGAUGGCGCGCAUGGCCGUCACCGCCACCUGGAACCUCAACAAGUGGGGCGAGAUGGAGAGCUACGUGAAGCAGCUGCCGGCCGACUCGAGCGACUCGGCCUUCUUCCAGGCGGUCAUCAAGGUGAGGGAGGAGGACUACGGCCAGGCGCAGCACUUCAUCGACACCGCCCGCCUGCUGGUCGACAACGAGCUGACGACGAUGGCGGGCGAGUCGUACAGUCGCGCCUACCCCGCCAUGCUCAGCGUCCAGCUGAUGUCGGAGCUGGAGGAGGUGAUGCAGUACCGGCUGGUGCCGGAGCGCCGCGAGAUGAUCAAGCAGAAGUGGUGGCACCGACUGCAGGGCCUCCAGAGCAGCGUCGACGACUGGAAGAAGGUGCUGCAGGUGCGCUCCCUGGUGCUCUCCCCCAGGGAGGACAUGCGCAGCUGGCUCAAGUUUGCCAAGCUCUGCGACCGACAGCAGCGCUACAACCUCAGCUUCAAGACCAUCGUCAGUCUGAUGGGCGUCAAGCCGAAUAAGCUCUUCCGCGUCGGCGAACCACUGCCGCUCACCUUUCCCGAGGUGACGCUCAAGUUUAUCAACCACCUGUGGAUGGCGGGCCACAUUUUCCGCGCCUACAGAGAGCUGGACCGCUUCCUCGGCGCCCUCGAGAGCCCCAACUACCUGCAGGGGGCGACCUUUGCUUACUACACCUCCUCUGUUUCGCCGGUGACGCCGACCGGCACCGAGGGGCACUACUCAGGGCUGAUGGUUGACCCGCAGCAGCAGCAGCAGCAGUUCGCCUCGGUGGCCACGUCCUUUGCCGUCAGCGGCGACGUCUCUCCCUACUCCAACGCGACGACGGCCAUUGGCGGAGGCGGCGGGGGCAGCCGCGUCUCGCCCGCCACCUCACUGAACUUUGCGACGAAUGCCGCCGUGGCGGCGGCCACCGCCGCUUCCACCACAAAGGUGCCCGUCGUCGUGCAGAAGUUGCUCUCUCGGGCGUACCUGAAGAUGGCCAAGGAGCAGGAGUUUCUGGUGGGCUUCAGCUCUCGCUCCAUCCCGACCAUUCUGGAGAACCUGCAGAAGGCGACUGAGCGCGACAAGCACUACUACAAGGCCUGGCACGCCUGGGCCUUCUACAACUUUCGUGCGCUGAAGUACUGCAAGGACCGGAAGCCGGAGCUGCGCACCAACCUGGAGCUGCCGGCGGUGCGCGGCUUCUUCCGCUCGGUGACGCUGUCGCCGCAGCAGCAGUCGAUGCAGGACACGCUGCGCAUUCUGACGCUCUGGUUUGACGACGGCUACAAUGCCGACGUGCGAGCGGCACUGGAGGAGGGCAUCAAGAAUGUCUCCAUUGAGACGUGGCUGCAGGUAAUCCCCCAGCUGAUUGCCCGCAUCGACGCUCCGCACCAGUCAGUGGCGAAGCUCAUUCACACGCUGCUCACCGACAUUGGCAAGUACCACCCGCAGGCGCUGAUCUACCCGCUGACGGUGGCCAACAAGAGCGCGGUUAGCUCGCGCUCCACCGCCGCCAACAGCAUCCUCCACCUGAUGAAGGUCCACUCGCCGAAUCUGGUGAAGCAGGCCAUACUGGUCAGCGAGGAACUGAUUCGCAUUGCCAUUCUCUGGCACGAGCUGUGGCACGAGGGCCUGGAGGAGGCGUCGCGGCUCUACUUUGGCGACAAGAACAUCGAUGGCAUGUUUGAGACGCUGGAGCCGCUGCACAAGCUGCUGGAGAGUACGCCGCUGACGCUGAAGGAGCACACCUUCUGCCAGAACUAUGGCGCCGAUCUGAGCAAGGCGCACAGCUACUGCCGAAAGUACAAACUGGACCCUAAGAAGGACCCGCGUAAUCUGAAUCAAGCCUGGGACAUCUACUACCACGUCUUUAGACGCAUCAGUCGACAGCUUCCGCAGCUUACCUCACUUGAGCUGCAGUUUGUCUCGCCGAAGCUCACCGAGUGCACUGACCUCGAGUUGGCCGUUCCCGGGUCGUACAAUCCGCGCCAGGAGCUGAUCUGCAUCGCCAAGGUGGAGCCACAGCUGAACAUUAUCACCAGCAAACAACGGCCGAGGAAGCUGACGAUAAAGGGCUCCAAUGGACGCAAUUACAUGUUCCUCCUCAAGGGACACGAGGACCUGCGACAGGACGAGCGAGUGAUGCAGCUCUUUGGACUGGUCAAUACGCUGCUCAAUAAGGAGCACAACACCUCGAAGCAGAACUUGGCCAUCCAGCGGUACGCGGUCAUUCCGCUGUCGCCCAACUCUGGUCUGAUUGGCUGGGUGCCGCACUGUGAUACACUGCACUCGCUCAUUCGAGACUACCGCGAGAAGCGGAAGAUUCUGCUGAACAUGGAGCACCGGCUGAUGCUGCGCGUCGGUCCCGACUACGACCGCCUCAACCUCAUGCAGAAGGUGGAGGUCUUUGAGCACGCACUGGAGUGCACGCCCGGCGACGACCUGGCGAAGAUUCUCUGGCUGAAGAGUCCCAACUCGGAGGUGUGGUUCGACCGGCGGACAAACUACACGCGCAGUCUGGCGGUCAUGUCCAUGGUGGGCUACAUUCUAGGGCUGGGCGAUCGCCACCCCUCCAAUCUGAUGCUCGAUCGAAUGUCCGGAAAGAUACUGCACAUUGACUUUGGCGACUGCUUUGAGGUGGCCAUGAACCGGGAGAAGUACCCGGAGAAGAUUCCCUUUAGAUUAACGCGAAUGCUAAUCAACGCGAUGGAGAUUACCGGCUUGGACGGCACCUUUACCACCACCUGUCGAAAUGUGAUGAAUGUGAUGCGCAAGCACAAGGAAUCGCUGAUGGCCCUGCUGGAGGCCUUCCUCUACGACCCACUGCUCAACUGGCGUCUCAUUGAAGUGGAGCUUCAGAGGCUGCCGCUGCCCAACAGCAACAGCAGCAACACCAGCAGCAGAU
Rhagoletis zephyria (snowberry fruit fly) is the source of this 4309-nucleotide messenger RNA. The record is from RefSeq and is a predicted model, not a curated record. NCBI's taxonomy places the organism in Eukaryota, Metazoa, Arthropoda, Insecta, Diptera, Tephritidae.